AAUGAUAUUUAUAAUAAUUUACAAAUACAAUAAUAUUAUUUUUAAUUUUUCAAACUUCUUACAAUGUUGGGAUAUAACGUAUUAGAAGUGGACCAUGUGCCAGACCCGCUUAAAAAUCAGCCUCGCUGGAAAGUCUGUUUAACAGUGACCCUGAUCCUCAUUGCCAUCACUGCCACCGCCAUAACAGUUGGAGCCCUAACUGGCUACACGUACUGCUACAUUGAACAUCACACGAUGGGAGGGCAGCACAACCGUUCAAAUAACUUUACAGUUGUACGGCUUGCUCCACUCUAUGAAAGUGAAAAAGCGAAGAGAAAUAGAAGCAUAAACGGAGCGAUAUCCACCCUCUUAAUUACCAAACUCUUUGACUCGGGUUGGCCACGGACCCACGAGCAACCUUCGAAUGACGAUUCCUCAAGCGAAGAAGAGGGUUGGAUACACAUCAUACUUUAAAAUGUAUUGUCAAUUUUCUAACACCUAAUGAGGGUUUUUACACCCACUAGAUGACUCGACUAGCAACUGAAAUCAUUUUAAUUGUAAAACAGUAUAAAUAAAGAAAAUGAGAUUCAGUAAAAUAAUAGUCCAUUGGUAACUUUUAACAUCUCUGUGUUGA
Spodoptera litura is the source of this 613-nucleotide messenger RNA. RefSeq lists its product as uncharacterized. The record is from RefSeq and is a predicted model, not a curated record. NCBI's taxonomy places the organism in Eukaryota, Metazoa, Arthropoda, Insecta, Lepidoptera, Noctuidae.